AUGGAGAGCGCUUUUGAUCAUGGAAACAGGGCGAUUGGAGCCGACGGGAGCCCGCUUGGAAGUGGAAAACCUGAAGACUUGAGCUUCCUUUGCUCGGUAAUUAAUAGCAGCAAAUUACAGAAAGUGGGUAUUGGCAACAACAAGUUUGGUGGGGUGUUCCCUAAAUGCAUGGGUAGUUUAUCUACCACUCUUACAAGAUUUUCUGCAAGCAUCAAUGAAAUAAUUGGUGAAAUUCCCGAAGAAAUCGGGAAUUUUUCCAAUUUGGAAGUGUUGCAUCUAGGUGCCAACUCACUUUCUGGGGCUAUCCCCUCAAAUUUGAGGAAUCUACAAAAUUUAGCUGUACUGAUCUUAAAUCAAAACAACUUGGGAGGGACUAUCCCAUCUUUUUUGGGAAAUCUAACCAAGUUGCUUGAGUUGUAUCUUGAAGGGAACAAUUUUCAUGGGCAAAUUCCUUCACAUCUAUCAAACUGCCGAUCUCUUGAUCAGCUCGACCUGUCCGAGAACAAUCUUAGUGGUGCCAUUCCCCCACAACUUAUCGGUCUCUCAUCGUUAGCGAUUAUUCUGAACCUAUCUUGUAACCAUCUAAGUGGGGUUCUACCCAUAGAAGUUGGUAACUUGACAGCUUUGACUGCGUUUGACAUCUCGAACAAUUUGUUGGUAGGUGAAAUCCCAAGUAGUUUAGGUGAUUGCAUUGCAUUGACAUCGCUAAGGAUGGGGGGCAACUUCUUCCAUGGGUCCAUUCCUCAAUCAUUCAGAUGGUUAGGAGGUAUUGAAGACCUAGAUCUUUCACAAAACAAUUUAUCAGGCCAGAUUCCAGCAUUCCUAGCUAUAUUUCAUUCCUUGAAACUUCUAAAUCUAUCGCACAAUAAGUUUGAAGGCAUGUUACCACGUGAAGGAGUCUUUAAGAAUGCUACAGGUACUUCUAUUAUUGGGAACAAUGAGCUCUGCGGCGGAUUGCCAGAAUUUCGCCUCCCCACAUGCAUCUCCAAAAGCUUCGAGAGUGGAAAGAUCCAUAUGGUGAUAUUGUCCACUUUUGUUAUAUCCGGAGUUCUUGGGCUAGCACUUAUUCUAGCUUUUAUAUAUCUUUGUUGGUUGAAGAAGAAAGUAACAGAACAAGUUUCAAGUUCGAUGGAUGAUUCUCGUCGAAACGUAUCUUAUGGAACACUCUUAAAAGCUACCGAUAAUUUUUCUCCAAUGAAUUUGGUCGGUGUUGGAAGCUUUGGUUCUAUUUACAAGGGGAUACUUGAGGAAAAUCAAAUAGCUAUUGCAGUGAAGGUGCUUCAUUUAGCCCAUCAUGGUGCGUUGAAGAGCUUCAUAGCUGAGUGUGAUGCAUUAAAAAACAUAAAACAUCGAAAUCUUUUGAAAAUACUGACAGUUUGCUCGAGUAGUGAUUACCAAGGAAGUGAUUUUAAGGCCUUGGUUUAUGAAUUCAUGGAUAACGGAAGCCUGGAACGGUGGCUACACCCAAACGCAUCAUCAUCUCAUGGGAAUGAGCUUCCGAAAAGGUUGAAUUUUGUUCAGAGGAUAAGUAUUGCUAUCGAUGUUGCUUCUGCACUGGAUUAUCUUCAUCACCAGUGUCAUACCCCCAUUGUUCAUUGUGAUUUGAAGCCAAGUAAUAUCCUCUUAGAUGUUGAGAUGGUCGCACAUGUUGGUGACUUUGGGUUAGCAAAAUUCCUUGUUGGAUCAUCCCUUGAUUCUGUAGCCAAUCAAAUGAGCUCAAUGGGUCUAAGAGGGACAAUUGGUUAUGCUCCGCCGGAAUAUGCAAUGGGAUGCGAGGUUUCAAGAGAAGGUGAUGUGUAUAGUUAUGGCAUUCUCUUAUUGGAGAUGUUCACAGGGUUGAGUCCCACCGACGACACCUUUAGAGAUAAUUUGACUCUUCAUAGUUAUGUCGCAAAUGCUUUGCCUAAACAAGUGCUUGAAAUUACGGACAACAUCCUACGUGAAGAAAGAGAGAGCCAUUUAGGCCCAUAUACUCCUCCGCAUUGGCUUUCCAAAAGCGAUGGCAUAUUUCAAGAGUGUUUGCUUAUGGUGUAUAAUAUCGGAGUUGCUUGUUCCUAUGAAGUGCCGGGAAGACGGAUGAGCAUCAGCGGAGUUACAAAUAAGCUACAUCAAAUUAGAGAGAAACUCUUUGCCUUGGGUUUACAUGGAUAA
Molecule: messenger RNA, 2151 nt
Organism: Eucalyptus grandis
Lineage: Eukaryota; Viridiplantae; Streptophyta; Magnoliopsida; Myrtales; Myrtaceae
Product: putative receptor-like protein kinase At3g47110
Exons: 3
Coding region: 1-2151 (716 amino acids)
Biological process (GO): protein phosphorylation
Molecular function (GO): protein binding; protein kinase activity; ATP binding
Source: RefSeq, a predicted model, not a curated record